This is a messenger RNA of Melospiza georgiana, 4031 nucleotides long. It is a transcript of the gene NAALAD2, whose product is annotated as N-acetylated alpha-linked acidic dipeptidase 2. Gene Ontology annotation, molecular function: carboxypeptidase activity. Bases 1 to 2229 code for a protein of 742 amino acids. The record is from RefSeq and is a predicted model, not a curated record. Lineage: Eukaryota; Metazoa; Chordata; Aves; Passeriformes; Passerellidae. The transcript has 19 exons.
AUGGCCGGGAGCCGGAGCAAGGCUUCCCUCCGUGUGUGGCUCCUGUGCCCUGCGCUGCUGGGCUGUUUGCUGCUGGGCUUUCUUACAGGAUGGUUUACAAAACUGACGGAGAAAAACCCCAACUCCUCAGAUGUGCAUCAAAACGUGAGACAGAAACUUGUGGCUGAAAUGAAAGCAGAGAACAUCAAGAAAUUUCUUCGUUCAUUUACCAAGUUGCCUCACCUCGCAGGAACUGAACAGAAUCUUCUUCUUGCCAAAAAAAUUCAAGGCCAGUGGAAGGAAUUUGGAUUGGAUUCGGCAGAACUUGUUAAUUAUGAUGUGCUUCUUUCAUACCCAAAUGAAGAGCAGCCAAACUACAUUUCACUAAUUGAUGAGCAAGGGAAUGAGGUUUUCAAUACAUCAUUGUUUGAACCACCUCCACAGGGGUAUGAGAACGUUACUGAUAUACUACCACCAUAUAAUGCUUUUUCAGCACAGGGAGUGCCAGAGGCAGAUCUGGUGUAUGUGAAUUAUGGCCGUACAGAAGAUUUUUUUAAGCUGGAACGUGAAAUGGGAAUUAACUGUACAGGAAAGAUUGUCAUUGCCAGAUAUGGGAAGAUCUUCAGAGGAAACAAAGUUAAAAAUGCCAUAUUAGCAGGAGCCCAAGGGAUCAUACUUUACUCUGACCCUGCUGACUACUGUGCACCUGGAGUAGAUCCUUAUCCAAAUGGAUGGAACCUGCCAGGUGGAGGAGUCCAGCGUGGGAAUGUAUUAAACCUGAAUGGAGCAGGGGAUCCUCUGACUCCAGGUUAUCCUGCAAAAGAGUACACUUUCAGGUACAAGGUUAAUGAAGGUGUAGGGAUUCCUAAAAUCCCAGUUCAUCCUAUUGGAUAUCAUGAUGCAGAAGUGUUACUGCGUGCAAUGGGAGGACCUGCAGCUCCAGACAGCAGCUGGAAGGGAAGUCUCAAUGUGCCUUAUAAUAUAGGGCCAGGAUUCACAGGCAACUCUUCUGCAAGAAAAGUCAGAAUGCAUGUUCAUACAAGCAACAAAAUCACACGAAUUUACAAUGUCAUUGGCAUCCUCAGAGGAGCUCUGGAACCAGACAGAUAUAUUAUUUUAGGUGGUCAUAGAGACUCUUGGGUGUUUGGUGGUAUUGAUCCAACCACUGGUGCUGCAGUUCUGCAAGAAAUUGUACGGAGUUUUGGUAAAAUGAAGAUGGAAGGUUGGAGACCUAGGCGAACUAUUAUUUUUGCUAGCUGGGAUGCAGAAGAAUUUGGAUUAUUGGGUUCCACAGAGUGGGCUGAGGAAAAUGCCAAAGUCCUUCAGGAACGGGCAGUCGCUUACAUCAACGCAGAUUCUUCUAUAGAAGGUAACUACACAUUAAGAGUUGACUGUACCCCUCUUCUCUACAAACUGGUGUAUAAUCUGACAAAAGAGAUUUUAAGCCCUGAUGAGGGUUAUGAAAAUAAAUCUCUUUAUGAGAGCUGGCUGGAGAAAGAUCCCUCAUCUGAAAAUAAUAACUUUCCCAGAAUAAAUAAACUGGGGUCAGGCAGUGAUUUUGAAGCUUACUUCCAGCGACUGGGAAUUGCAUCAGGCAGAGCUCGUUACACCAAGAACAGGAAAGCAGACAAAUUCAGCAAUUAUCCUGUUUAUCACACUGUGUAUGAGACAUUUGAGCUAGUGGAAAAAUUUUAUGACCCCACCUUCAAGAAACAGCUAACAAUUGCCCAGUUACGAGGAAAACUGGUUUAUGAACUGGCAGAUUCCCAGGCCAUUCCAUUUGACUCUAGAGACUAUGGAGAAGCGUUAAAAGGAUACAGCAACAGAAUUUAUAAAUUAGCCAAGAAGCAUGAGGAACAGCUGAAACUUUACAAAGUAUCAUUUGAUCCUCUUAUUUCUGCUGUGGUGAACUUCUCAAAGGCUGCUUCUGAAUUUCACAGGAGACUUGAACAAGUUGACAAGAAGGAUUCGAUUGCAGUGCGCAUCAUGAAUGAUCAGCUGAUGUUGGUAGAAAGAGCUUUCACUGAUCCUCUGGGCUUGCCAGGAAGGAAGUUUUACAGACACGUUAUCUUUGCUCCAAGCAGCCACAACAAAUAUGCAGGAGAAUCCUUCCCAGGAAUCUAUGAUGCCAUGUUUGAUAUCGAAAGCAAAGCUGAUCAACGUGAAGCCUGGGAAGAAGUGAAGAGGCAGAUUUCCAUUGCAGCAUUCACUGUGCAGGCAGCAGCAGACACAGUGAAGGAAGUAGCAUAGGAUGAGGGCUUUGAAAACUCCCACAGCAGAGUGGGGCACACAGAGUUGUCGGGCUGCUGCAGUGUCCCAGUGUCCCUGACUGCCUGAGUCUCCAGCCUCCCAAACCACAUGGCAGGCGAGCACAGCUCUGUGUGCCAGAGAGCUCCUGAGCAAGGAAUUGCUGCAUCUCUACUACUGACAGAACGGCAGCUUCGUGAACAACCCUGGGUGGAAGCAAAUUUGGAUGUGGGAAGGGGGGGAAGCAGGAUCUUCCAGCUUUGAGGACCCAAUGUUUUGGAUGUAUAGUUAUGAAAACAAUUAUUUGCCAACCUACAUGCAAAUUUUGUCCACAGCAGUGAUCAACAUCACACAUUUUGAUGGAAAAAAUGCAAUACUCACCCUGUACAUUUUUCUUGUUCUGAUAACUACUUUUAUAACAGAAGACACCAAAGGCAUCUCUGCCUUUCAGAAUCUAUUUUGCAGGACUGGUGAAUGCUCUUUACACUGAUUUGCUUUCUUUUCCUUGAAAAAAAUAAGUGACUCUCCUACUGGUUGCCAAAGCAGUACUGGCCAUUCUUGAUAAUCAAGGAAAACAGCUGCUUGUGCGCAGAAACCCAAAAGCACACUUUCAGUGGAGUGCACAUUCAUCCCUCUGAUAGUCUCCAUGCAUCUCCCUCCUUUGAAAAAGUGCAAAUCUCUCUCCCUGCUCUUCUUGGCACCUUCUCUAGUUCUGAACCCAUGGCAGCUUUUGUUCCUAUUUUCUCCCAGGCAAUCUCUUUCAUAUUUUUUCAUCUGAAGGAGCUGGAGGACACUUACUAUCAGCAUGGAGCUUGAGAUAAUUCUGUCUUCAAGUAAGACCUGAACGACAUUUCCCAGUAGGAGCUGAUUUGACAUUCAAAGAGGAACUGAAAUGCUUGAGAAGGCCAGUUGUACAAAACUGUUUAGUUUGUAUAAAAAGAGAAAAAACUUAAAUUUCUUGCUUCAUUUGCCCUUUAGGCAUAAUUCUCAUCUACUUGCUUUAAAACUAAUAAAAUUGCUAGAAUUUUACUGAAUCAUAUUCCAGCUUGUAGAAACUGACAUUAGCCAGUUUCAUCUCUUAUGUAAAAUAUACUACACUUUUUCUCACUACCAUAAAUUGCACCACGUUGUAGGAAUAAAAUCUUAGUUUUAUGGGGAAUAGAACAGAUGUGGCCUUAAAAAGGAGAGAGUUAGAAAAGCAGGACAGGGUUAAUGUUCUCAUCUCAGAUGCCUUGAAUUCAAACACGGGAACCAGAAAUAAUUUGUGGGAAGCUGUUUUGGGGGAUAUAUGCCAGCAAGAAGAGAGGGUGUCACUGGCAUUGCCUCCAGUACACCUCCACGAAGGAUGAAGGAUUGUGUGCUUGUGGAUGUUGUUCUCAUACCUUACUAGUAGCUCAGUUGCUUUUUGCAGAUCAAACCUUAGGCACAUGAGGAGGAAAUUACACUUCUACAGUCCAUUCUGUUGGGAAAUGGAGUGCAAAACUGACUUUGCUAGCACGCACAUAAGAGACAGGAGUAGCUGAUGCUGGGGCACAGAACAGGUGAUUCUUUUCCUCUGCUCUGGCAAGGCUCCACCUGGAGUGCUGCUUCCAGCCCUCAGGCCCCAACAUAACAGCCAUGUGGGACUAUUGGAGCAAGUCCAGAGGAGGCUGUGAAGAUGAUCAAAGGGCUGGAGAAUCUCUCAUGAGCACAAGACUGAGAUGGCUACGGUUGUUCAGCCAUCUGGAAAGAGCAGGCUCUGGAAAGACAUUAUUCACAGCCUUUGAGUAGCUAAAGAAGGCUGAAGAGGGAUUAUUUACAUGUGU